Messenger RNA from Oncorhynchus kisutch (coho salmon), 1711 nucleotides. RefSeq names its product transmembrane protein 130-like. NCBI's taxonomy places the organism in Eukaryota, Metazoa, Chordata, Actinopteri, Salmoniformes, Salmonidae. Bases 94 to 1074 code for a protein of 326 amino acids. The transcript is spliced from 8 exons. Gene Ontology annotation, cellular component: plasma membrane. The record is from RefSeq and is a predicted model, not a curated record.
ACCUAUUAUAGGUUGUCCAUUUAAAGACUGUCCACAUUUCUAAACGUCUUAGUCCUGAAAUAUCCUACACCAUCUGCCUCUUCACAAGUGCAAAUGUAUCGAAAAAUAAUUGCGUUGGUCGUCAUGUCACUUCCACUGAUUCUGAGCCCCCAGGUUUUUGGGCUCACGACAGACGGUUUGAUCCAUCUGAAGAAUAUUACAGGCAAGCUCAGCUUCAUUCAGAGGGAAGGAAAUGUGACUUAUCUGCGGGACAAGGAGCUGGCCACGGAAGUUCCAACCGAGACAAAGUUUGAACUGUUCGAUCCAAGGAACACUUUACGCACUGCCAGAUUCAACUAUACCUGGGACUUCGGCAACGGAGAGGUGCUGAAGGGAUCGGAGCCGUCUGUGCACUAUAACUACUCAUCCCCUGGAAACUACACUCUGCGGCUGAGAGUUGGGGCCCAAGUGAACAAAACCUCUACUCCACUAACUGGGGUAUACACCAUGGACGUUACAGUUUUGGACGCCAUCAGAAAUAUUGAAUUGAGCCCUUUGAGUUUCCAGGUUUCCAGAAACAACAGUCUGGUUGUUCAUGUGGAUGGAAGUCCUCCCAUGUGGGUCUGUUGGAGGUUCCUACAGAACUGUGAUUCAGCAACCCCAACAGGCUGUCACCUGACCAUGCUGUAUGAGAACACCAUGACACUGAACCACACCUUCACAGCUUUAGGAGUCCACUGUCUGGACAUCAGCGCCCGCAACGACAUCAGCAAACUGCAGACCUCCUACAACAUCUUUGUGAGGAGAGAUCCCUCUUUUAACCUGCUCUUCAUCAUGAUGUGUGCUUGGAUUGUCUUGGCAAUCCUCGCCUUCAUCGCUGUUAUAGCCUGUCGCCACAAGAAAGGACGCAACAGCAAUCCACAGAUGUCUAAGUCCAGUAACGCCACUUACUCCAGUAUGAACAUGGAACUGCAGCCACAACAGGACAUCCCUGAUAUCAGUAGUGAUCUCUAUGUGUCCAGGCCAAAGAACGAAGAGGUCCAACCCCUUCUACAGCACGGGACCAGAUCUGUCGCCAAAUCCUACCGCAACUAGUCUUCAUUUAUACACUUUGAUUUGAGCUUGUUGAUAGUUUGCUAUCAAUGUAUAGUUUGAGAUUAAUAUACAUUACCAGUCAAAAAUAUGGACACACCUAAUCAUUACAGGAUUUUUCUUUAUGUUUACUAUUUUCUACAUUGUAGUAUAAUAGUGAAGACAUCAAAACUAUGAAAGAACACAUAUGGAAUCAUGUAGUAGGGGGGGGGGGGGUAUUUGGAUCCCCGUAUGCUGAUAGAUGAGACCUGCUAGUAACUCUGUAGGGAACGGUUCUGAUGGCUAUUACUUCAAGAUACUGGCUGUCAACAUCUAUAGUACAUGUUUACAAAAUGAUUGGAUUUUUUUGGAAUGCCAAGAAAGUCAAUGAUGAAAGUAAAGAUAAAUCAAGUGUCUUUGUCAGCAAGAAGUCUUGUUAUAUUUACAUUGUUAUACACUGGUUUUUGUCCCCCAAAAUUGAUGUAUUUGUUGGGUAAUCGACAUCUGUCGCCGUUAUUUCUACAUAUUUAUCUUGCUGCUCAUGACUACCAAAAGGUACCAUCGUUAUUUAUUUGAAUGGUAUCUUACAAUACAAUCUAACUUGAGAUGUAGGCCUUCUUCAUGUUAUAUACCCACAAUCAUUAAAUAAUAUGAAUUGUUA